CUUCCUCCCAGGGGCGGACUGACCAUUUGGAAACUCGGGCACUGCCCGAGGGCCUGGGGUCAGUAGGGGGCCCCAUGAGAUGCCCCUGGUAUCUUUUUCAUAGGUUUUUUGAGUUUGGGCAAGGACACAGGGGCCCCAUGAUCCCCUAUUGCCCAGGGGCCCCAAGAGUUGUCAGUCCACCCCUGCUUCCUCCACAUUUGGAACCAUCUGUCUAUGAUGCAUGACAAGGGAAAGUAUUUGGUAUAGCAGAGUUCAAUGUUUGGUUAAAAGAUUGGUGCAAAGCUUAAGGUG
Molecule: messenger RNA, 291 nt
Organism: Staurois parvus
Lineage: Eukaryota; Metazoa; Chordata; Amphibia; Anura; Ranidae
Source: the annotation of a GenBank genome assembly